Coregonus sp. 'balchen' is the source of this 4621-nucleotide messenger RNA. Lineage: Eukaryota; Metazoa; Chordata; Actinopteri; Salmoniformes; Salmonidae. The record is from the annotation of a GenBank genome assembly.
UGGGAGGCUGAGCGUACAGGACGGAGAGGUGAAGACAGGUGCGGCUUCAAGGUAAGGAUUCUGGCAUUGAUGCAAAGAGACAUAUGGCACAAUAUGGCCUGCUUUUAAGAUAUGACAUGUAUUAAGUGGCGCACAUCUCAUUGACUAGGCUGGGCUAAGAAGUUAGCUGUUUCACUGCAUUUAUGACAAAUCAUGUGAUGGGAAGCCAGUGACUAUUUAUUUUCUUGUUUUCAUGCUGCCUAGUAAUUUACCAAGGUAUGAAUUGCAGAGAGUGUGAGGUUGGGGUAUCGAACAUACAUUGUUUAUGGACGUUGAAAAUACUUUUCUGGAUGUUGAAAAUACAUAUUAUUUUGGUAAUUGUUUCUAUGGCCAAAUUUCAGCCAUACAUAAUCACUUAUAUCUACAUGUCAAUGAAGAAAGCAUUAUGUGCAUGUUCAAAAGCUACAUUUCCAAUUUUAAAUAGGAUUUCAGUAUGGAAUAAAAAAUGAGAUUGCAGUAGGCCUAUGGAAUAUUUAUAAUUGCUCCCAUCUGUCACUUGCACUUAUCAAAAGCAUCAGAACUGGCAGUGGCCAUCUGCAAAGUUCUGAAGAACCAACAUAACACUUCUACAACAUUCUCAGUAACAGUUAACAAUCAGAAUUCAUCCCUGUAGUUUCAACAUUACAUAAUUUAUUCUACCUCCGACCGGAAAUAAUUAACUCCGGAAUUCAUUCAUAAAUAAAAGAGAUAGUAAAUGGAGCAAAAUAAUAACAACCAUUUGCAUCAGUGAAAACAGUCAAACAAAAAUGCAUAUAUAUUUACUCACGUUUGCUUCUUGGAUGCACACAAAGUAAACUAAAAGGAUUCAGUUUUACUGGAGAACCUGACAGAUAUCCAACAACAGGUGAAGGUGGAGUUUAAUGCCAGCCUUUCCCGACAGACAUUUUGGUCGCACUCCCCUGGUCAGAUGUUGCAUGCAUGACCAGGGGAGUGCAUUCCAUGUCAAAGACUGUGUCAUCGACUGACAGAUUGCUAUAACAUAUGUGGUUAGUUGGUACGUAAAAAUCCUAUUUGGGUCAAAUUAAGAUCCUACAUCUGUACCAGGACACCGGGGUUAACACCCCAACUCGAUAUGACUGUGAUAUUGUAUGUGGUUGUUUAUCUAUCUUAGUUGAAUGCACCGACUGUAAGUCACUUUGGAUAAGAGUGUGUUCUAAAUGACCAAAAUGUAAAAAUGAACACUUUCAAAGCACACUGGGUAUUAUUCUAAUGUGCUCCGCACCCAAACAAGACCAAAUUUUGUCAGUCUGGACCAAAUCUGAACCAAUCAUAGAUGUCCAUGUUUCACAGUACAGUACAGCACAGUAUAGUAGAGCAUAGUAGAGUACAGUAGUGUCCAAACUUGUGAAAUAUCGACGUCUAUGUUUGGGUAAAAUCAAGGCCAGGACGGACUGACCAAAUUUGAACCACUUUUCUAUGUGCAUUGAUGUCCGGCGUCGGUCGGUGCUCAGUGGGCUCUCCAUUCAUAAUUGCCUUUAUCUCGCUUUCAGAUGAAUCGACUUGUGGUUAUCGUUGCGACACUCUUUGUCCCCACUGCAUACAGUGCUGCAGGUGGUUGUAAGUGAUUAUUUUAUUAUUUUGUUGGCCUGUGACUCUUCUAUCCAUUUUGUGACUCUGCAUAACUUUUUCCCUUCUUCAAUUUUAACAGUGUGGUGUUACCAUGAUCCUAGUUGUGGUAAGUAUUGGUUUUACCCCCCUGGUUACGUUGGAAUUUCUAUUCAUAAUUUGAAGUGAUUGUGAUGCCGGUGUAUAAUAGACUAUAGAAUUGAUGUAUUAGCAUAUUAUAUUACCCUUAUAAAACUAUGGUACAUUGACACCAUGGUAUGAUUGAUUCCAUGUUAAGAUGACACCACUUGGUCCACCAUUGCCAGUGAACAAUGCAAUGGAUCCCGUCAGUCUCCCAUCAACAUCGUCUCUGCGUCGGCAGUGGGUGACACAACCCUGACUGCCUUCACCUUCACCAAAUACGGAGACAACACCACAAUGAAGAAGAUCAAGAACACAGGCAAAACUGGUGAGGAGAAUGGAUGGAUGCCUUGCCUUCUCAAUCCAUACACACAAAGUCCCCACUUGAGGAUAAUGUAACAACCAAACCAGGAACCCUAAUGUGAGAAAUGGAACCAAUUCCUCUCUUUUUGUUCCUCCUCUCUUUCUUUCAGUCAAAGUGGAGCUGACAAGUGGUGUCCAGGUUACAGGCGGGGCCCUGUCUGAGGCCUAUGACAGCCUGCAGUUUCACCUGCACUGGGGCAACGGUACCUCAGUCCCUGGGUCGGAGCACACAGUGGAUGGAACCCGCUACCCCAUGGAGGUAUGGGAAGGUUCAACACAACACACACCACCCCACCACCCUUCAUGGAUUGGUGCAAGCAUGGCUGGAGGGAGUUUCCACCAUAUUCCAAACACUAAUCCAUUCAUUUUAAAGUUAUGAGUGGAAGUGUAUUUGUACACUUUGGGAGAAGGGUAGAGAAUCUGAAUGUAGCCCAUGUCACAUGGGGUGACACUUCUCAUACUGAUGCACAUAUAACAUACUGCAAUGGAUCAAUGUCAAGGACUUCAUUUAGCCUUAGUCCAGACAAACAGCAGCCCCACCACUUGGUUUACUAUAAAGCUGACGGAUGGGGAAUUGUUACCACUCUCAAAUUCAUAGAUGGUGCAAUAGUUCGACUGUUGUACUGAGCUCAUGAGGCAUUUAUAAGUUCUGUUUCUCAAGAAUCAGUGGGCAUAUACCAUUAAUUGAAAUUACCCUUGAACAGCUGUAAAUAUGGCAGAUUGUAGGCUACCUUUUUAAAUGUAUCAUUCCAACGUUUGUAUUUUCCAAUGGAUUCAGAUAACUUUUUAGACCAACUGUUAUGCUUUACCUUUCAGUUGCACAUAGUAAAUGCCAAGUCUUCGCACAACGGUAACACGACCUCGGCCGUUGCAGACAGCACGGGACUGGCUGCUCUUGGCUUCUUCAUAGAGGUGAGCGGAUGCUUAACCUUCCUAGAAAUGUUAUCAAUUUUUCCAUAGUAGAUUGGCAUUUAAAUGUUUUAUUGCAGUUUUUUAUGACUAAAGUCUUUGUUUUUCAAACAGGCCAUGCCGGGUAAUGCGACUGGUUCACCAGCAGCCUGGAAUACUCUGACAUCCUACUUGGCCAACAUCACACUAAAAGGUGAGAGCAGAAAUUUGACUGGCUCUGAUUUGAUCAAGAACUAGUUUCUCAAAAUAUUUCCCUCAAUUUGGGAUUAGUUUUUCUCUUUUGAAUUCAAAAUAAGUAAUUUUCUUGUUCCAUUUCAGUAGCAUAUGAUUUUAGUAUACAUUUUAUCUCUCUAUCUUCCUCAAGAUGAGCAUGUAAACAUUACUCAUGCUAUUUCAUUGGAUGAGCUCCUGGAAGGGGUGGACCGUACCAAAUACUACCGUUACCUUGGCUCCCUGACCACUCCAAAUUGCAAUGAGGUUGUGGUUUGGACCGUGUUCAAGGACCCUAUCAAAGUCAGCCAGGACUUGGUGAGUUUGUGCAACAAUUUCAUAAUAAACUGAACACCAUUUCUACUCACCAGAAAGAAGUCAUGAACAUACAGAUCCCAUAUCUCAAAUUGAGCCAGUUUCACACAGCAGGAAAUAGACCUGCAGCAACAGGAAUUAUGGAUUGUUAUGUGUAUUAUAAUUAAAGGAAAAUUUUUCUAAGGGUUGCGAAAAAAAUUGUUAGGGCAAAUCAAGUCGGAAAUUUUAAUGUGGAGAUUACAAACUGUAGAAGCCUUUUUAAACCUUGAGUACACUAAAAGUUGGCAUUUCGCUCUGUGCAGGAAAAUUCAUAUGCACGGCGUAUGUACACACGUUUUAGGAAUUUCUUAUUUUCAUCACAUUUUUAACCAAAAUGCAAUGACAUGGCGUAAAGUUAUUUUUGUGAUCUAUUUAUGUAUUUACUUGGAGAGCAAUUGCCUCAAAGUUCAGUUGAUUUCACAUUACUUGGCAGCUCAACUAAAACUAGAUGUUGAUGAACUGACGUCUAUGCCCAGUGGGUAAAGCCAUUGGGUCAGCCUGAUGUCACACUUAUGUCUUUGAUCCAAUCUGCAAUUAAUUAACCUUCUCCCCUCAGAUUGAUCUCUUCAGCACAACAUUGCACACUGACCACAACGCCACCUCUGCCUCAAUGACCAACACCUUCAGGAACAUCCAGCCUGUCAACGACUGGGUGGUGACAACCCAGGGCCGCACAGCGUCGGGAGCCUCCACAACGUGCUCCUCUCUGGGCCUUAUGGCCCUGGCCUGCAUGCUGCUGAGGGUUUAGUGUCGGAAAGUAACGCCUCACCUGAAGUGCACUUCCAUAUCUCCAUGAACCCUCAAGCUACCAACAUAUUUACCUUACAUCGAUUACCAACAGGGGUCAUCUUGACCCCAAGGAGAAACUAUUGGAAAAAGCAACAAUCAUAGCGAAAUGUGUUAACUUAUUUAUCUUCAAAACAUAAUUAUUUAUAAAUGUAAUUAAUGUUAUCUGAAAUAAAAUGACCUAAACCGACUGUUAUUUUAGCAAAAAGAAAAAAUACAUGUGUCCUUUAUAUAAUGUGCAUCUUGAGUACAAUCCACCUUAGUACUAAAACGC